Molecule: messenger RNA, 2744 nt
Organism: Verruconis gallopava
Lineage: Eukaryota; Fungi; Ascomycota; Dothideomycetes; Venturiales; Sympoventuriaceae
Exons: 1
Coding region: 1310-2509 (399 amino acids)
Molecular function (GO): methyltransferase activity
Source: RefSeq, a predicted model, not a curated record
CUUCCAGUGUCGGGAUUUCAUCUUCGAAAGGCGUUUGGCGACAUUGGUCUUUUCUACUUCACGCAUUCUGGCCUCUGCGGCAGCCUCAAGUCUUGCUGGCGACUCCUGAAUGCCGCUCAAAAUGAUCAGUUUUGCUGAUCCAUCACAUUGCGCUCUGAAGGCCUAACGCGCGACGACGCGUCUGGCCUUUCCCAGUGGUGCUACAACUCGUACUUCUCUUAGUACUUCUGUUGCUACUACUACUGUUGCUGCCGCUGUUGCUUCUGGAGCUGCUGCUGGAGCUGUUGGCGCCACCGCCUCCUUGGAGCAUCGUAUCUUGACGUAGAGGCUGAGGCUUAACUCUACCAAGUGCUCAUCAUGUGCCCCAUCGCAGCUGAUGGUUUGGCACCAGGCCAAUCAUUGCUUAUCCUGCGAUCGGGCAGUACCGUAUUUUGUCCAGGACUGUGCUUGGGGCGGGCAUUCUCGUUCCAGAGCCUCCAUGGUUGAGUUCAAGCGAUGGAGCUCGCGUUCAGGCGCAACAACGAGCUGCACCCAAGCAGACAAUGCACAUGCAAUUUCAUCAUCGCCUCCGUUGUUUGCAGCUAGUUUCAUCUACUGCGCUUGUGUACAAGCGACUAUGAUGGGCAGAGUUUCGGGCCCCAGAGCCACGCACACAAGCUCGUUGUGCGAACUCGCCGCCACGGCGCACAAACGAUGGGACUGAAGAACAACCACCUUCUGGGGCCACGAAAAAGAAGAUCACUCUGUUAAUUUCCGUUGCGCAAGAGCAGCGCCUCAAUUUAGCGACGGCUCGCUUCAAAAUAUACGGAGCACCCACGACCAUGUUGAAACAAAGCUGCCAUAUCGUUAACCGGGUCGUUGUCCCCUGGGCCCGCCAAUCCCAUGCAACGCUAAUCACUAGGAAACCCAAUCUACCGGAUACAAGAGAAAGACCUGCAGAGAAAGACUUGCAGAAAUGCAGCGUGGGACGCAGAUGCAACUCUGACCUCUGUCCUUCGUGCAUCUCUUCUGCUGCUGCCCUCCCGCCGCACUUUCGACGUUAAAUUCUCAACGCCCUCUGGCCUUUUUCCCUGCCAGAAUCACGCCAUGGAAUCGAGGGGCUGAACCUGCCCAGACACCGCAUCACUGGUCAGAUCUUAAAGUCAAAAAGACUUUAAAACAACGGGCAUCGCCCGAUUAGCUCCCGCUUGGGCGGUCUGAACAGGCUAUCUUUAGUACGGGGUCGUUUUUGGAGCAAAAGAAUAAAGACCCCAGAUCUGCUCCGUCAUUGUGGGCCGCAACGCCGGACACCAACAAUGCCCAACGCAGUAUGGACGGCAGCGCUGCACACAGAGGCAAGGCCGCCUCUGUUUCCAGCUCAUCCACACAAUCGAUCAGAGUCACGUCCGACAACAACAACAUCAUCAUCAACACCAAGCCGUCGAAUGCGGUAACGCCAUUCGUAUUCCAUCAUGGGCGUAGGUAUCUACGAGAGCCUAGCUACAAUGAAUACCCCCUGCCUUGCGACGGACCCGAAAUACACCGUCAAAACCUGCAAACCCUGCUAGCCGUCAGGGCCUUUGGCAAGUCACUGUGCAGUCCAUUUGUGGAGAAGAAACCCCCGCAACGCGUGCUGGAUAUCGCAUGCGGGAGCGGAUACUGGUCGAGUCUUUGUCAUGACUAUCUUGCUGAAUUAGGAUGUCUAAAUGUUGAGUUCGUCGGGUUGGACAUCGCGAACAUUGCUCCCGACCUCAAGCAACAAGGCGUCAAUUGGAAGUUUGUGCAACACGACAUCAGGAAGGUCCCGCUACCCUUCGAAGAGGAGGAGUUUGACCUGGUUCUCAUGAAGGACCUGAGUCUUGUGCUGCCACUAGGUCCUCAACAAGAGCGCCUCUUUGACGAUGCUAUUCGCGUCCUGCGUUCGGGUGGAGUCCUAGAGAUAUGGGACACAGACUACCUCGUGCGCACGUUGUUACCUCACCCACCAGCACCACUCAGCAAACGGGCCGAAGAGCACGAACACGCCAUUCGCACCGCUACCUUUCUCAUUUCUCCCGCGACACCCUUCGCGAAAACGCAAAACAAGUACCUCACAGACAGCAAUAGCUGGAUCCAAGAUGCGCUCGACGCGCGCAAAUUAUCCCCCACUCCAUGUGGUAGAAUGCAGCCUAUGCUGCUCCAAGAGCCGGACACACUAGAGGACAUCGGCUUCCGUCGUGUGGCAAUCCCAUUCGGCGAAUUAAAAUGGGAGAGGGACAACGCAGCAAAGCGUGGUAAAAGCCGCGCAUCUCUUGCGGAUGCAGUCCCGUCUUCUCUGACGCCUGAACAGGCAGAUCUCAGGGCCUCAGCCUUGCUAAGUACAGUCAUGUUUAUCGAGAGUAUGGAACCAUUCCUGCGGAAAGUUAGUGGGAAAAAUGCGGAGGAGUGGACACGGUGGUGGAAUUGGAUGAUGACGGAUUUGUACGAGGAUGGCGGUGCCAACAACGGCGACUGCAUCGAGAUUGGCGCUUUUUGGGCCAGAAAAAUAUGACACGAACAUACUCUGUCUAGAAUGCAUUGUGCAUUCUAACGCGCAUCCUCAACAUGACAGCGAAGUAACGAUGCUGCAGCUAGACAGCUUGGAAAACGAUGGUCAAACCCGAUCGUAUCGUUGUCGCAGUGAACGAUAACGUUUGAGAUAGUAUCUAGAAGAGUAAGCCUGAGGUUGCUGAAGGCGAGCAUAAUUUCUGAACACACAAUGCUUCAAUUUCUGUGCUUUGAUGUCA